GUCAAAGAAACGUCGGGAGUCACAGCUGCCGACGUCUUAGGAAGCGACGCCCCCUCCUCAUACGCAACUUGGCGAUACUCAAACCUCGUUGCUUUGGGUAUCGUGGAACCAAAAAAACCGGAGGCUUCAGAGACGAAUCAGCUCGAAGAAGCUACAGUAUUUGACAUGUAG
This is a messenger RNA of Paraglomus brasilianum, 171 nucleotides long. Lineage: Eukaryota; Fungi; Glomeromycota; Glomeromycetes; Paraglomerales; Paraglomeraceae. The record is from the annotation of a GenBank genome assembly.